Messenger RNA from Lathyrus oleraceus (garden pea), 621 nucleotides. RefSeq lists its product as uncharacterized. Lineage: Eukaryota; Viridiplantae; Streptophyta; Magnoliopsida; Fabales; Fabaceae. The transcript has a single exon. The record is from RefSeq and is a predicted model, not a curated record. The coding region runs from base 1 to 621 and encodes 206 amino acids.
AUGCACUUCAACAACUACAUUGAUCGUUGUCAUACACGACCAUUUGACGAGAUAGUGAUAUACUUUGGAUGGUUGGUCUGCAGAUCGCAUCUUACUGCUCCUCAUCUGCCCGAGCGUGUCAUGCGGAAGUUCGACUACACUCAGACCAUUCCCAGACAGCCUGUCGUCUCUUCUCAUCCUGCCUUGACACGUAGACAUAUAAAGGAUAUGUUCGAUGAUUAUGAGAGUCAUUUGGUACCAGAGAAGACACGAGAUACCAUAUCUGAGAGUGACUAUAGCUACGUCGAAGGGUACAUCAGAUGGUUAUUCAGGGUGUCACAUGCAUACAUGGUGCACGCUGCUCUAGAAGAUUCACCGAUACUAGCUCAUCAGGAGAUACUAGAGGAGGAACAAGAUCAACUAGAUCAUAAUGCUGAUGUCUUGCCUAUGUGUUAUCGCAUAUUAGAGAUUGCGCGGGCAGACAUUGAUGAUGAUGUCUUCCCUGAUGGGUUUGGUGUCAGGCGAGUCCUACAUGACAUCAUGGCGGAGGCACAUGAGGCAUUGUUGUACCGGAGACAUCACCAAAGUAUAGGGGGAUUGAUGACAGGGGAGGUAGAUGAGAGGUUGUCAGACACACAUUAG